Sinocyclocheilus rhinocerous is the source of this 3343-nucleotide messenger RNA. RefSeq lists its product as uncharacterized. Gene Ontology annotation, cellular component: nucleus. Lineage: Eukaryota; Metazoa; Chordata; Actinopteri; Cypriniformes; Cyprinidae. Bases 547 to 3012 code for a protein of 821 amino acids. The transcript has 5 exons. The record is from RefSeq and is a predicted model, not a curated record. Gene Ontology annotation, biological process: regulation of transcription by RNA polymerase II.
GCUCUUUCUUUGUUUAGCUCGGCUGCUAACGGGAGCCCGCGGCGCUUCAUUAAUCUCUCAUUAAUUGCGCUGCGUAGUUGGGUUCAUAACGACAUUCAUUUGCUGGACGCGUCGGUGUGCGUUGUUUAUUGUCGUCGGGAUGUGCAUUAGCCAGCGUACUAACAAGCCGCUAUGCUAACGCUAGCAUAACAAACGCAGCUCAGGUAAAGCGAAGCCCGGAUUAAACCUGCUCUGCAGAUGUUUGACACUCCUGAUGUUAUCCUGAUCAUAAUCAGAUAUAUUCUGAAGCGCAAAAGACAGAUUUAGCCGAUCCUGACGAUAAAAUAUUACAAUUCCGGGUUCAUGCGCUAAUAAAUCCAAUUAAAGCGCUGAAAUAUGAAUGCAGACAAUAAAACAGCUUGUUUUUGGCAUUAAUGAAGGCCUCAUCAUGAGUUUGACACCAAAUACAGGAAUACAGACGUGAUUUAUAAAGUAUCCAGACACAAAGCUGAAGUUCAGCAAAUACCGUGGUAUCCUUUGCAGUACUGUGUAGAAUACCGUGUUGAUAUGGAAGAGCCUCCCAGCGACUCAGCUGGUUUACAGCCUCAGGAUCUGUCGUCCGCCUGCAGCCUCCCCAACAUCUUCGAUCUGACGCGCAACGCUGAGGAAUGCCUUCUGAAAGCCAACCCCAUCGACGCCUUGCGUGUCGUCCAGACGCCGGGCUGGUUCGUCAAUCCCGGGACCAGCAAUGGGAUGUUGCUUCCAGAAACCGACUCUGAUCCGCUGCCGCUCCCCACAGACCAGAUCCAACCGGAUAAUGCGUUUUCCAACACGACCGUCACGCUCUCCUACGUGAGCCGGUCGCACGUCUUCUCAGAACAUUCUCCGAUUUACGACGUUCCUUCCUUGAGCAAGGCGUUUGUGCUGCAUCCCGCUGCAUAUGAUGCCGGAAAGCUGACGAGGGAUGCAGGAGAUGCGGCGCUUUCGGUGGACCAACACUGUCUCCAGCCGGUGUCUGUGCCGGUUGGACUGACGGCCUGUGAUCAGUUCGGCUUCAUGACGCCGGCUCAGGUCGUGGAGAACAUGGCGGCGUUCUGCUACCUUCAGCAACCUCCGGAUGUGCAAGAUGUGGAAAGCCUUGCUUUGGAAACUCUCAAAUCUUUACAAGUCGAUCCCAGCGAGUGCAGGUUCCCCAUCAGCAUGGACGAGCUCCAAAUUGGAGCUGCGAAUGGCCUGUGGAACGUCGGACCCUUCGUGGGAGGAUUUCCGGACAACGAUGGCACGAACGCUGACGGUUUGCACCGGAAUGUGAAUCCAGAGCUCGUCUUCCUCAUCUCUAGAUCUGAGGAGCCGGUGGUUUUACCGAACGAGCCGGGAGCGGCGAGCUUUGCCAUUUCGUUAAACCAAGACUUCAUCAGUCCGUUGGAUCCAGAGUCUCCGUCGGCGGAGCAAAUAGAGGAUGUUUUCGCUUUGCCGCGAACCGCGAGUUCUCCGAGUAAAGAAGUGGGGGAUGCAAAGCAAGAAGAGCAGUUUGAUUCUAUGAUAGCGGAGACAGAAUCUCCAGAAACAGGGAAAACUGACAAAACGUGCAACACAGAGUCCAUGCACGUCAGCGAUGCAUCUGCAGAACAAACCGACACGGAUGCAUUCAAAACAACCAAUGAUUUGUCGCUUAGCGACAGUUCAGUCACCACCAACAAGCUUGAGAGGAAAAUACUGCCUCCGAGAGCUAGAAGAGGCAUAAGAAUGGGAGCCAUCGUUCAAGACAUCCAUCCCGUCAGGUGCAAAUCGAGUCGUGUUUGUAAAAGAAAACUCCAAACGAGCAAGUCCAAGAAAAAUGUUCUGGAAAGGAGACGCAGUGUAGCGGAUGAAAAGAAGAAGAAAGAAGAAACCGACGUCAGACGAUCGAGCAGACGCAAAGCCAUGCUAUCUACCUCAUCUUCUGCGAAGGCAUUUGUAAAACGCACAAAGAAAAAGUCAUCCGGAAGGAUAAGAAACCUUCAUUCGGCACAAGUUAACCGUCAAAAACCAAUUACGACAACAUCUGUGAAGAAAUCGGCCAAACGGAGAAAAAACAAACACAAAGUCGGCCAUGCGUCAUUUUUCUCGCCACAGGAACCCGAAAUCAAACUCAAAUGUCUGAAAUACAAGGAGGAGAAGAAUAUUGUGCGGGACGAGACCUUCACGCCUUGCGUGCGCGUCCAGAUCAAAGCCUUCCCGAUCUGUACGGUCAUCAGCUACCCCGAGGACAGCGUCCGGAGCAAGCAGGGAAAGCGGCGGGUGUGUGCCGGGUUUGCGUCCGGCGUGAAGCCCGCGACACCAGGAUUGCAGUACGGACGGAUCUGUGAGGACGGCAUGCAGCGGGAUGUCCUGGUCUGCUGUCUCUGUGGAGGCUCGGCCAAUGCAAUGGACCUCGGAGACUUACAUGGGCCGUAUUACCCUGAAGGUUUCAAAUCGGCCUCUAAAGCGGCUCCUAAUCCACAGGAAGAGGAUAAUAGUGACUCAGACUCGUCUUUUGGAGAGAAAUGUGUUGCUUCAGGCAGCUGGACUAAGUCUUUUUGGACCAGCGAUAGUGAGUUGUCCAAUAGUCCUUUGUCUAAGAGACCCAGGACAGACGGCGACACCGAUUGGUUCAGUCCUCCCGUGGUUCCUCUUGAUGCAAACGAGCACUGGCUCCACGAGGACUGCGCGAUAUGGUCCGCAGGCGUCUUUCUGGUGCGGGGAAAACUGUACGGUCUGGAAAACGCGGUCAGGUUGGCCAAAGCGUCGGUAAGAUUUCAGAUACCCAGAUCGUUUAGCGCUCCGCAGCCUGCAGUAAUGACACCCACCCGUUUCUUUAUCCAGGUCUGUUCGACGUGUCAAAGAAGGGGAGCCACGCUGGGUUGCGUUUUCAAAGGCUGUCCGAACAAAUACCACUACACAUGUGCGCUGCAGUCCGGUUGUGUAUUAAACGAGGAUAAUUUCUCAAUGAAAUGCAGAAAGCACAAGAACAAGUCCAUUAAAGGAUCAUCAAAUCGUCAAAUCAGCAGGUGACAGGAGAAAGAGGACGCUAUGCGAGAGUGCGGCUGAUCUCUAACUCCAGUGUUUCUGUGCGCGCCGACCGCAGGAGCUUCAGACAACACCCAAACACCUUAAUAAUUGUGCUGCUGCACUGCUCAUAACAUCGUCACUAUCACACAAACGGCACUUUGUGAGACUCGCACUAAAGACAGAGUCAUUUUGCGAGGUUGAAUGUGGGGAACGUCAGGGAAUUGUGCAUUUAAGGGGCUCGAAGCAGAAGACCAAUCCUCACAGCGUCUUAUUUACCAAUAUGAUUUUAUUAAGUAUGUGUCAUAUUUAUGUUUUUUGUAAGCAAAGGCUUAUC